UGCGUCUUCGUGGCAAAUUUUAUGGAGCCGGACAAGCGGCCUUGUGCUGCAUUCUUGCAAUAUGUUAUCAGUCAGUCAGUCAGUCAGUCAGUAAGUCAACGACUCGCAGCGAUUCCUUUGCGUCACGAGUCACAAUCGAAGAAGUGGCAAAGAGGUUUUCUGCUUUUGCUUGGAGAACUAUCAAGAUGAAACAAACGACGCUAAAAUGUGAGGUCUGUCCUUAGAGUAAAUUCAAUACAUAUGGAAUUCGAUGAUGUCAUAGAAAAGGUUGGAGGUUAGGACCAUAUUAAAUUCAAUUCAAAUGGAAUUCGAUGAUGUCUUAAAAGAGGUUGGAAGUUACGGACCAUAUCAAAAACAUUUGUUGUUUUUUGUACUUGUUCCUUCAUUAUGCCUGAUUCCUUGGUUUGCAAUGGAUAUAUAUUUUAUGUUAUCUACUCCUGAUCACUGGUGUCUCGUAUCUGACGUUGCUUCGUCUAAUUUAAGCCUGCAUCAACAAAAAGCUCUUAUCAGACCACAAAACAAUCCGUCAUGUGCUAUGCACGACAUAAAUUACACGGAAUAUCUAAAUUCUCAGAGUCUCACGAUUGUCAACAAUUCACAAUCUCGACCUUGCUCAAACGGCUGGCAGUAUGAUACAUAUUAUUACGACUACACCGCAACUAGUCAGUGGAAUCUAGUUUGCAGUGACAAUCAUUAUGUUAGCUUAAUUUUCAUGCUUCAGAUUGUUGGUAGCCUUGUUGGAAAUCCCAUAUGUGGAUAUAUCUCAGACAGAUUCGGACGAAAGAUAACUUAUACAGGCUUUGUUUGCUUGGCAGCGGUCACUGAAAUUUCGUCAAUACUUGUGAAAGAUUUUAUGGCUUUUGCAGCUCUCAGAGGUAUAAAUGGAUGUAUCUUUCCAGCCAUGUUUAUGCUACCUUUGAUUACACUUUUAGAGAUUGUGUCCCCAGAGAAACGUGUUUUCAUCAAUGGCGUACAGACUUGCUGUUGGACAUUUGGAAUGUGCCUUAUACCUGCCGUGGCUUACUUAUCAAGAAAUUGGGUGAACUUAAGUCUCGUCGUUUCCUCAACGGUACCUUUUCUUUUGUUUUGUUGGAGAUUUAUUCCUGAGUCUCCUCGUUGGUUGGUAUCUCGAGGAAAGUGCCACGAAGCAGUCAUUGUCAUGAACGAAAUAGCGGAAAGGAAUGGGAAAAGAGUCGAUCCCAAUGAACUUCUUGCAAAAUUUCAGGUCUUAGAUAAAAUGCGCAAAGAAGAGAAGCUCGUAGGUCUGAAAAAUUCAGCCGCUGAUAUAUUAACAGUGCCUUGUUUGAGGAAGUUGUUAAUCUUCACGAUAAGUUGUUGGGCGGCAAACUACAUGAUGUAUUAUGGUCUCCAGAUGAAUGUUUAUAAUUUAAGCGGAAAUGAAUUUAUAAACUUUUUUCUAUUAUCUCUGAUGGAAACACCAGGCAACUUGCUUAGUUGGUUUAUUAUGGAACGUUAUGGAAGGAGAUUCACUAAUACCGCUGGUUUCAUGCUUGCAGCUCUUGUCUGUUUCUCGUGUAUGAUAGAAUAUCCUUACAGCGAUGUGGUCAUUUCUGUGAUUGGCAAGUUUAUUGCAGCUGGUACGUAUAUGACAUCUUAUCAAAGAAGUUCAGAACUUUGGCCAACUGUUGUCAGGGGUUUUGGAAUGAGUGCAAGUAUUACAAUAGCUACAACACUUUCUCUUGUUUCACCUUAUCUAGUAUAUUUUGUAA
Messenger RNA from Stegodyphus dumicola, 1730 nucleotides. RefSeq names its product beta-alanine transporter-like. Gene Ontology annotation, biological process: transmembrane transport. The record is from RefSeq and is a predicted model, not a curated record. Gene Ontology annotation, cellular component: membrane. Gene Ontology annotation, molecular function: transmembrane transporter activity. NCBI's taxonomy places the organism in Eukaryota, Metazoa, Arthropoda, Arachnida, Araneae, Eresidae.